AUGGUGCAUUAUGAAUCAUUGUGCGCUCAUGUUACUUUUAGUGCUCACUGCUUGCAUUCUUUCUUUUUUUUCCUCGCAGCUUGCUUUUUCGCAGCUUCAAUUGCCAAAGAGGAGGCCUCUAAGUUGGGUACUGUUAUUGGGAUUGACCUGGGGACAACAUAUUCCUGUGUUGGUGUAUACAAGAAUGGUCAUGUGGAGAUCAUAGCCAACGACCAAGGAAACCGUAUCACUCCUUCGUGGGUGGCCUUUACUGACAGUGAAAGAUUGAUCGGUGAGGCUGCAAAGAAUCAAGCCGCUGUUAACGCCGAAAGAACAAUAUUUGAUGUCAAGAGACUUAUUGGAAGAAAGUAAGUUGCACCUUCCACUUAGUAUGAAGCUUUAAUGGCCAAAUUUCUUUUCAGAACUAUAAUAACUGUUGCUUUGUACCUCAUAGAUUUGAAGAUAAGGAGGUACAGAGAGAUAUGAAGCUCGUCCCCUACAAGAUAGUAAACAGGGAUGGAAAGCCUUAUAUUCAGGUGAAGAUCAAGGACGGAGAGACAAAGGUCUUCAGUCCCGAGGAGAUUAGUGCAAUGGUUCUGACCAAGAUGAAGGAGACGGCGGAAGCGUUCCUUGGGAAGAAGAUUAAGGACGCUGUUGUCACUGUCCCUGGUGAGUGAAACCUUCAUCAAAACUUCUCCAAUCAUUAAAAUUUACAUGUGUGCUAUGAACUCAUUUACAUCAUUUUCGUCGAUUAGAGUUUCUAAUUGAUUUACUAAUUUAUUUAUUAUGUUAUUCUUCCAGCAUACUUCAACGAUGCUCAGAGGCAGGCCACCAAGGAUGCUGGUGUAAUUUCUGGCCUCAACGUUGCAAGAAUAAUCAAUGAACCCACCGCGGCUGCCAUUGCAUACGGUUUGGAUAAGAAAGGGGGUGAGAAGAAUAUCCUUGUAUUCGACCUUGGAGGUGGGACCUUUGAUGUCAGUAUCUUGACCAUUGACAACGGAGUUUUCGAGGUCCUGGCCACGAAUGGCGACACCCAUCUAGGAGGUAAUGCAUCAAUAAGUUCUCAACUCUCAUCUUCGAUCGUUGUAGUUUAUGAGUUUGUGCUUCAUAACCCUUUGAUCGUGUGAUCUACAACAACAUGGGAAUGUUUGAGUAGCUUGCCGUUCCCGUUCCAUUCUCAUGGGGGGCUCUUUUGAUUAUCUAUCCUCAGGUGAGGACUUCGAUCAGAGAAUCAUGGAAUACUUCAUCAAGCUGAUCAAGAAGAAGCACGGAAAGGACAUCAGCAAGGACAACCGCGCCCUUGGGAAACUCAGGCGGGAAGCCGAGCGCGCCAAGAGGGCGCUGAGCAACCAGCACCAAGUCCGGGUGGAGAUCGAGUCCCUGUACGAUGGCCUGGACUUCUCCGAGCCGCUGACCCGCGCCCGCUUUGAAGAGCUGAACAACGACCUCUUCCGGAAGACCAUGGGCCCCGUGAAGAAGGCCAUGGAGGACGCCGGCCUGGAGAAGCACCAGAUCGACGAGAUCGUCCUCGUCGGCGGUAGCACCAGGAUCCCCAAGGUGCAACAGCUCCUCAAGGACUACUUCGACGGAAAGGAGCCCAGCAAGGGAGUCAACCCCGACGAAGCCGUGGCCUAUGGCGCAGCCGUCCAGGGCAGCAUCUUGAGCGGAGAGGGCGGCGAAGAAACUAAAGGUUCCAUCCUCCAUCCUCCUCCAUCCCCUUCUUCUUCUUCGUCGGGUGACUAACAUGAACAACUACGAUGGGGGGGUUGCUUCAGAUAUCCUGCUGCUGGAUGUGGCGCCGCUGACACUGGGAAUUGAGACCGUCGGGGGGGUGAUGACGAAGCUGAUCCCGAGGAACACGGUCAUCCCCACCAAGAAGUCCCAGGUCUUUACGACCUACCAGGACCAGCAAACCACCGUCUCCAUCCAGGUCUUCGAGGGCGAGCGCAGCCUCACCAAGGACUGCCGCAUGCUCGGCAAAUUCGACCUCUCCGGCAUUCCCCCCGCCCCCAGGUAACCCCCCCCUUCCUCCUCCUCCCCCUCCUCUUCCUCCUCCUUUGGCGGCUGCUGAAUGAAUGUCUGGGAAUGUUGGUCCGUCUGUGUAGGGGGACGCCGCAGAUAGAGGUGACGUUCGAGGUGGACGCGAACGGGAUAUUGAACGUGAAGGCGGAGGACAAGGGAACGGGGAAGUCGGAGAAGAUAACGAUAACGAACGACAAGGGGCGGCUUAGCCAGGAGGAGAUCGAGCGGAUGGUGCGCGAGGCGGAGGAGUUCGCGGAGGAGGACAAGAAGGUUAAGGAGAAGAUCGACGCCCGCAACUCUCUGGAGACAUACGUCUACAACAUGAAGAACACCAUCGGGGACAAGGACAAGCUCGCCGACAAGCUCGAGGCCGGGGAGAAGGAGAAGGUCGAGGCCGCCCUCAAGGAGGCCCUCGAGUGGCUCGACGACAACCAGAACGCCGAGAAGGAGGACUACGACGAGAAGCUCAAGGAGGUGGAAGCCGUCUGCAACCCCAUCAUCUCCGCCGUCUACCAGCGCUCCGGCGGGGCCCCCGGCGGCAGCGCUGGCGGCGCCUCCGCCGACGACGACGACGAUGACUCCCACGACGAGCUGUAG
Messenger RNA from Spirodela intermedia, 2598 nucleotides. NCBI's taxonomy places the organism in Eukaryota, Viridiplantae, Streptophyta, Magnoliopsida, Alismatales, Araceae. The record is from the annotation of a GenBank genome assembly.